Molecule: messenger RNA, 6519 nt
Organism: Paramecium tetraurelia
Lineage: Eukaryota; Ciliophora; Oligohymenophorea; Peniculida; Parameciidae
Exons: 4
Biological process (GO): protein retention in Golgi apparatus; protein targeting to vacuole
Cellular component (GO): extrinsic component of membrane
Source: RefSeq, a predicted model, not a curated record
AUGCAACAAUUAGUUCGAAAGUUCAUAUUAAAGAAACUUAAGUCAUUUGUUCCUGAUCUAAAUGAGCACCAGAUAUCGGUAGCACUAACUUAAGGGUAUUUGCAAUUGGAUAAUAUGGAUAUCGCACCAUUGCAGAUAGAUAAUUUUAUAAUCACGGCUACUGUUUCUUGCUUUAUAAUGAAGUUAUAAUGGAGUUCGCUCCAUUUGAAGACUGAGAUACAGAACAUCAGAGUGAUGAUAUAGAAAGCACAGGGUUCGAAGAGAUAGGAGAAAAGUGAUCAGAGUAGAAGAAGCAAUGUGUCAAUUCCAAUUAGUAUUGGGUUGGAAAUAAAUGAUGUGGAGAUUAAUUUUGAGAAUGUCCUGGUAGUUAAAUUGAUGCAAUUAAAAUGUGAGAUAAAGAAUAGACAGAAUUCAAUAAGUGGAGAAUGGGGGGAGUUGAAUUUGAAAUUCAAUUACAAAGAGUAGAGUUUUGCUUGGUUGGGCAUUCAAAAGGUGAGAUGGGAUGUGAAUUUAGAGAAGGAAGCAGUGUAGACAUCUUUAGAGUGCGUAUUCAUAAAGGAUACGACAAAUCAGAAGACGUAAAAAUUGGUUAAGCUUUGCAAGAUAGGUUUGAGUAUAUCUAAAAAUGUAUACAAUAAACCGUUGGUAAGGAUAUCAAUUGACAAGGGAGUAUGUCAUUGGAAUGCAAAGGUGAUACACUCAUUCAUUUACGGUGGGAUUGAUUUUGCAUUGCAAUUUAUCAAAAUGCCUGAGAAACAGUAGAUAAGAUAAACAGACAUGGAGAAUCCAGACUCUUUAGCCAUAUCAAUAGAAGUGAAGAGUAUCAAAUUAUAUUGUCAGAACAAUUAUACUCCUUUGGGUAUGUUGUAGGGAUUCGACAUUGCAGUGUUUAUAAAAGUGAGCAAAUACAUUGGGGAUGUUGUAAUUGAGGGGAGAGACUUGUGUUAUUGUGAAUAAUCCAAUUAUCCCCAUUAGAUGAUAGUCAAGAAGGGAUUUCCGAUGAUAAGGAGUGAGGAGUUGGUGAUAUUGAUAAAGAUCUAUGAUGAUUAUUGUCCAUUGUAGAUGAUCAACAACGAUCUCUACAAUUUUGUGGAGAUCAAAUUAAAGAAGGGAUAGAUUCAUUAUAUGUAAUAGCCAUUCCUAAGAUUCAUGGAUUGGCUGAUUGAAUAAUUCAUAUCGUUGAUUAUCAAGGACUACGGAGUGACUUCGAUUCCUAUGGAUGUGAUUGAGUAGAAACUGAGAGAUCAUAGAUUCACAUCGAUUAAAUUGAGUAUAGAUGAUGUCUGUGCAUUUUGUAAGCCCAUUAUUACUAGUGACGAAGGAUUGAAAUUGGUUUGCUCUUCUUUUGCUCUUCAUACUGAUAUAAGGGAAUGCAAUGAUAGGAGUACGUAGACGAUAUGGGAAACUCUGUUGUGUAUGGAAGUAAAGGAAAUCCUGAUAAGUGUGAUUGGUGAUAGAGGAGAGACGGUGAUCUCCUAGAUGAUGAAUUGUGAAUUGACAGUCAGCAAAUGUGGGUUCUCUUAGUUGUAUAUUCUUAAAUAGAUUCCAUUAGAUCGCACUUUCAAGAUUAACAUGUAACUUUCUGCUCCUAAACUUUAUGUUUCCAAAAAAACGUAUUUACUAAUUAUGCGAUUGCUCUUUAAUAAUAUACUUUAUGAUGAUACCCUGGAUUAGAUGUAUCUUUAUCAAAUUAACAAACCUACCCCUAUUCUCCUAGAACUCAGGAUGGAUCAGGUCAAUCUCAAAUGUGAAGAUGACUUGGCACUCAUAGGCAGUCAACUCCUUAUACGCUUUCAUCGCUAGAUCGAUCAAUCCCAAAUAUCCCUCAAUCUUUUAGACUUUGUGGCCUAUCACAAAUAACAUUUAAUAUUGUCCAAACUGGAUGUUGAAGAUCAGUACUUUGCAGAAUACAAACAAACCAACAAGUAGACUGGAUAGAAGGAUAUCCAAAUACUCAUCCCUGGAGUCAGUGGAACUCUUAACCUCAAUUGGCUCUUCACCUCCAUCAACUUCUUCUUGAUUGACGACACAGUCCAAUAGAUCCUCCCCUUUGAUAACAAUGUGCUCAAACCCUUAAACCUAGAACUCAUCAUUCAAAAGGCUGACGUACUCCUUUAACCCUUACAUCCAGAUACCACAUUCCAAGCCAAAGGCAAUUUGCUCUUGGUCUUCAUCAAAAAUUAAUCUCAGGACAUCCAUUACGCAUAUCAUUCAGAGCCACUCUUUGAUGAUAACACUCCCAGCAGUUGCAUGAAAAUCGAAUCCAGUUAACUCACAUUAUAUGUCAAUGAAAAUGGCAAAGAACCAAAGGAAGUCUUUCAACCCAUUUCUGUGUAAUGGAAAUCCUAGAAUUUCCAAUGCUAUUGUGCUCAAACCCAUCAAUUCCUGAAUGAGUCCAAUCUCAACCUUGAGAAUCUUAAGUUGUAUCUAACCAUCGAACAAGGACUUAAACUAAUUGAUCUGAUUAAGUAUCUCAUUUAAUCAAUGUGGGAUGCUAAUCAAUUCGGAGACUAAUGGAAUGAACGAUACUCCCUCAUAUCCCAGAGUCGCAAAUCCUUUAACAUAGAUCACCUCGAACUCUGGUUGAUGAGUUCUAAAAAAGACACCAUCGUACCCAUCCUCACUUCUUGCAUAUCCUCCACUCCCCUCAUCCUCCAUUAAUCAUACCAAAAGAUGUUACUCUCAGGAAAUGUCAAAGUUGAAGCCUCUUAUUUCAAUCCCAUGAUAGGCAUUCUUGAACCAAUUCUUGAGAAGUUUUCCUUCGAUCUCAUGUUCCUAAGAAACAAACUCAAUCCACCCAAUAUGCAUCUUCAAAUUGAAACCAACAAGAAUAGCAAGUUCUCCCAAUUAAACAUCGUCUUCCAUUAGAAUCUUAUCAUACUCCUGAAUGAUCUCUAUCAUGUCAAUAAAAAAAAGAAGGAACGCAAGAAAAGCACCAGAAAAUCCAUUAACAUCCAAGAAAUCAUGGAGUCACCACAAAAUGAGACCAUCAUCCUUUUCAACAUCCAAAACCAAAGUGGAUAUGAUCUAAGCAUCACCAUUGAUGAACAAACACUCACUAUUAAAAAUGGCAAUAAAACUGAUAUUAAUGCCAAAUUGAGUUAAAUCGAUAUCUGGCGAAAAUACAAUCGACUCAAUGUUGAAUUCUACACUCUUAACAAAAAAUUAAUCAAACUAAACAAAGUUGAAUAGAACUCACAACAGCCAUUCAAAAUUGACAGGCAAUAGUGUUUCCUAUACUUUACAUCUUACAUUAGCAAAUUAACCAGGAUCAUCAAAAUCUAAGGGCAAUUAACAGUCUCAAAUUGCACACUCUUUGAAUAAUAGAUCGAUAUCAUUCAUCAUAAUAAUGUUAUUUGGAGUAAAUUGCUUUAAGUGAAUGAAAGAGUGGCACCUCCUGGGGAACUCAUCUCUGAUCAAUACUUCAUUAGGUUCACUUUUUACAAGAGAAUCUCAGAAUUCUCUGUUAGUUUGAAGGCUCUCCUGCAUUCAGAAUUCACCUAUCUAGAAAUCCCUCAGGGAGACCAAUUUGUUAUUCUGAGUUCAGAAGAUGAAUUUCAAAACACCAGACAUUUGAAACUGACUGCCUGUCUUGUUAUUCAUAAUUCUUUACCUUGUCCACUCAAUAUCACCAUUAAUGAAGAACAACAAAGUAUUGCUGUGAAUGACUCGUUGCAAUUCUACUAUUACACUUCUAAGAACUAGAUCGAUUACUCUGUUGAGUUAUUAGAAUUUCAAUCUAAGGAAGUAUUUAAAUAUUAGCCACAUGAUUCAAAUCAAUAAACUGAAAUAUAAUUGGUUAAUGAAGAAGGUAGUAUCAUUAAAAUUAUGUAAAAGAUCACAUUAAUUAAAGGAUCUUUGUUUUUUUACUUCUAUCCUAAAAUAUGCCUGAUCAAUACUACCUCAACAAAUCUCAAUUAUCACACUCUAGUCAAGAAUCAAAGAUAAGACAUAGCCCUCUUCAAUAACAAUUACACCUUCUUAUUCAAUGAGGCCAACUUAAUCCUGUCUUACCACAACCACUACUCCAAUGAAUUCACCAUCAAGGCAAUAGGUGACACCAGUGCUGAAAUCAAAGUCAGGAAAUAGCAGCAAUUUGAACUGCUUGAAUUUGGCAUCAACAUCAGUCUCUUAGAAACCGUUAAGCAAUUGGGGCUAUAUAGUACAAUCAUUGAGAUCGCUCCCAGAUAUGUCAUCAUCAAUCAGACUGAAAAUGUGAUGCAAGUGUAACAACAGGAUUCUUUUGGAAGUCCAUUCAAUAUAGAUCCCAACUCCAGAUUGGCAUUCAAUUGGGCUGAUUGUACAAAAGAGAAAAUGAUCGCCAUCAAAUUCAAAAACACCAAGUGGAGUGAGGGAUUGUAUCUUUCAGAUAUGAGAACCAUACAUUUCAGUAUGCUCCCGAAGUAAGAAGAUAAGUUGAAAACAUUUAUGCAAUGCGUGAUUGUUAAAAAGAAAGCAACCUUCUUUGUAACUUUUCUAACCGAACAAGCUCCCUAUAAAAUAAUUAACCAAUGUCCCAAUUGUUCAAUUCGAUUUUCCUAGAUUGGCUCCGAAUAAGAAGAGAACAUAGGAUACAAUUAAUUCAUCGAAUUCUCUUGGACCUUCCCUUCUUUGAAACCUAUUCUGAUAUUCAAUGUGACUAACGAUUAAGAUCAUUGCGAAUUUCAAUUCGAUCUAUUUAAAUCCGACUCCACCUUUUGUUAGAAGAUCAGUGCUACCAAAAGCAUCUACUUUAGUAUAUAUUUUGAGAACAGUGUCAAAGUUAUUAAGCUCAUGGAGAAGCAGGAGCAAUAAUUCAUUAGUGAUUAAAUCAAUAAGCUAAUCUACAUUAAUUUGUAAAUGAUCACCAUCAGCAUCAUAAUGAAUGAAGUUAAACCCAAAGAACUGAAUUUGAUCACUCUAAGCAAUUUUGAAGUGGGCAUUUAAGAAAUCAAUCGGAUAAUUUCAUAUCAAUUUAAAGUGAAAUUCAUAAACAUUGAUAAUAAUUACUCCUAUGAUGCUCUAAAUUAAGUGUUAUUGACACCUUAGCAAUUUUAAAGCUACUUGGAACAUUAGAAUUAUGCGAUUGAUAUCAAAUGGGCUGUAAAUCAAUAACACGCAAACAUUUUGAUGAUUGAGUAUUUCUUUGCUUAUAUCGCUCCAUUGGAACUCAAAUUAGAUUAAGAAUAUCUCUAUUAAUUAAUGGCACUUAAAAAAGCAUUGACAUUUGAGAAGCAUGAGGUUAACAUCUCACAUUUUGCAACAUCCAAAUACUUAUUCAGUCAGAUAAAAUCAUACCAAACAUCCUAAAAUCCCUUUUAUGAAUGGAUGAUUGUUGAGAUCCCUCCUCCGUCAGGGAAUGUGUACAUGAAAUAAUUGAUACUCCCAGUCUUGAAAAUCAGAUUCUCCUUUUAAACAUUGUAUCAACAGAACCAGAAUUUCAUCUUGAAUGUCAUUGCUAAUUCAUUAGAUUUUGCUGUAAAGAAUAUUGAUAAUGCUCCAAUAACACUAAAAGGUGUUAAAAUGGAAAACAUUUUUGAUACCUAAUAGGGUCUUUUGACAAUAAUCAAAGAACAUUAUAAAUUUGCAUUAUUAAAAUAGUUCUUACAGAUUUUGGGCUCAAUAGAGAUUCUUGGAAAUCCUACUUCCUUUUUGAAUAGAAUUUCAACUGGAGUAGUUGAUUUGAUAGAAAAACCAAUAGAAGCCAUGUCACUAGGUCCACUAGAGAUGGGUUUGGGAGUGUUGGAAGGAGCAUCUUCACUAAUAAAAAAUACUGUAGCUGGUGCCUUUUAUAGUGUAAACAAAAUCACGGGGAGCAUUGGGAAUUAAAUCAGUCUAUUGUCAUUUGAUGAAGAUUACAUUUCAUCAAGAAGGAAGUUUAUGUAAAGAAAACCAUCGCAAUUAUUCGAAGGAAUCUAUUUGGGAAUUCAUGCCUUGAUAACUGGAAUAGGAGAUGGAGUAGUAGGAUUCUUCUCACAUCCUUACUAGCAUGGCAAAAGAGAUGGAGCUGCUGGGAUAUUGAAAGGAUCAACCAUCGGAAUUGCUGGAGUUAUUAUCAAACCUCUGACAAGUGUUUUCGAUGCAGCUUCUAAGACUGCUGAAGGUUUAACUAAUACAGCCACUUACUUUGAUGAUCAUCCAAAUACAUUGAGGAUGAGAGACAUUCGGGCAUUUUACGAGAAUAGUCGAUACAUCAAGGCCUAUAAUGAAGAUGAUUCCUUCUUCUUAAACUACUUGAGCAGUUAUAGCAUAGUGUUGAUUGAUGUUUUUGGGUUAUACGAUUUGGAGAUGAAAAAGGAUAUGCAUUUAGUCAUAACUCAGAACUUAUUGUUUUACAUGAACAAACAGAGUGGAAUUAAAUGGCAACAACAAGUGAAUUCCAUUAGAGAUUAUAAAUUAUAUUAGGAUGAGAAUAACCCUUCCAUACUCAGACUUUAUCUAUUUUUUGAGAAAGAAUAAAUACUCAAACUCAAAUUUUCAAGGGUGCCCUAUUAAGAUUAAAUAAAUUAAAAACUACAAAACAUGAUAGAAUAAAGUUGA